AUGGUCGGCCUAGCGCGAAUGUUGCACAUGCUCUACAGCGAGGAUGCUGGUGCUUCACAUCUCGCGCGUCGCGAGGAUAGUUCCGGCUCUCAGUCACUGAGUAGCAGCGAUAGGGCGGGCUUCAUUGCUAUGGGGGUGAUCGCCAUCCUCUCUUUUGUUUCAACACUUGGUCUGAUAAGUUUUCUUACCUACCGGUUCAUCUUUUGGCGGAAAUACUACAAGCGACCCCUUGCGGAGAACCAGUAUGUCGUGCUUAUUUACAAUCUGCUCUUGGUGGAUGUACAGCAGGCUACGGCAUUCUUGAUAUGUCUUCACUGGGUUUCGAAAGGGGCUGUCUCCUAUCCCAGCGCCGCCUGUGUACUUCAAGGUUGGUGGAUUCAGAUCGCCGACCCCGGGAGUGGAUUAUUCGUCCUGGCAAUUGCAAUGCAUACUGGUGCGGUCGUCUUACGAGGCCGACAAUUACCAUACGGCGUCUUCGUUACUUGCGUCGUCGGACUCUGGGCCUUCAUCAUACUGUUGGGAUUGAUUCCCGUUGGAAAGUUUACCUCCAAUACUUUUGUCAUCUCUGAAGCCGGAUGGUGCUGGAUUAGUCGAGAACAUGAGACGGCCCGCCUCUGGGCGCACUACUUGUGGAUUUUCAUCGCUGAAUUCGGAACUAUUGUCCUCUACGGAAUUAUGUUCUUCUAUCUACAACGUCGUAUGAAGCAGGCUGCGAUGCUUCGGCAAAAUCACCAGGAAAAUCUGAAACGCCUGAAUCGAGUGGUUAUUUACAUGGUUAUCUAUCCUCUGGUAUACCUUGUUCUUUCUCUUCCCUUGGCAGCCGGACGUAUGUCUACUGCCCGGCAUAUCAUCCAGAGUCGCACAUACUUCGCUGUUGCUGGGUCUCUGAUGGCGCUUUCUGGUUUGGUCGACGUGCUCGUCUACACUCUGACCCGUCGACACCUUCUGCUCGAGACGGAAAUUAGCACUUCGGACAAGAUGUACCCCUACUCCAACUCGAACGCGUACCAAACGCAUAUUACUACCGCGACGAGAGACAACAAACGGUUCCGUGUCGGGUCUCGCUUUCGUCGUGGACUACAGAGUAUCAAUGAUACGGUAAACGACGACCGUGAUGAUUCUACCGAAGACAUUGUUCGGAAGGGCGAUAUGGAGCUGGUCGACAUGGGCCAGGGUGUGUAUCAAGAAACGACGAUUGAGAUCUCACAUGAGCCAGCCCACCCUGAGGAGCACCAACGAGAGCGGAGAAGCGAGUAA
Aspergillus affinis is the source of this 1257-nucleotide messenger RNA. RefSeq names its product protein gprD (gene gprD). Gene Ontology annotation, biological process: adenylate cyclase-activating G protein-coupled receptor signaling pathway. The record is from RefSeq and is a predicted model, not a curated record. The transcript has 2 exons. Gene Ontology annotation, cellular component: plasma membrane. Lineage: Eukaryota; Fungi; Ascomycota; Eurotiomycetes; Eurotiales; Aspergillaceae. The coding region runs from base 1 to 1257 and encodes 418 amino acids. Gene Ontology annotation, molecular function: G protein-coupled receptor activity.